This is a messenger RNA of Paramecium sonneborni, 345 nucleotides long. The record is from the annotation of a GenBank genome assembly. NCBI's taxonomy places the organism in Eukaryota, Ciliophora, Oligohymenophorea, Peniculida, Parameciidae.
AUGUAAUAAUAUCCAAUCACAUCCUAUUCUAAAAAUUAAGACAAACUUUAUUAAUACUCUAAUCGAUAUACUCCUAAUAAAUAUACUGAUUGGCAUAAAAAAUAUCAACCUAAAAAUAAACUUGAUUGUCAACCUGAUCUUAAUUUUUAGGCUCAAUCCAUUUUAAACUAAAGGAAUUUCUAAGUCACUCAAAGAAGAUAUUCUUAAAUUGACACUCCAUAACCAUCAGUUAAUCAAUAUCAAAAAUUCAAUCAAGAAAUUAAAUCUCCAUUUAAUUCUAAUUCUAAUUUUGAUUUUGAAAAUUAUAUUCGGAGACUUAAGAUUAGACUCAACUAACAACCUUGA